This is a messenger RNA of Scleropages formosus (Asian bonytongue), 832 nucleotides long. It is a transcript of the gene ppil1, whose product is annotated as peptidylprolyl isomerase (cyclophilin)-like 1. The transcript has 4 exons. Gene Ontology annotation, cellular component: catalytic step 2 spliceosome. Bases 282 to 782 code for a protein of 166 amino acids. Gene Ontology annotation, biological process: protein peptidyl-prolyl isomerization; protein folding. Lineage: Eukaryota; Metazoa; Chordata; Actinopteri; Osteoglossiformes; Osteoglossidae. Gene Ontology annotation, molecular function: peptidyl-prolyl cis-trans isomerase activity. The record is from RefSeq and is a predicted model, not a curated record.
CCCCUUACAGAGCGUAAAAGGCUGCCAUCAGCUUCGGCUGUACUCCGUUCGACGUGCUGUUAAUCAGUUUAUUCUGUAUGGUUUUUUUUUGUGAAGCGGUUUUCCGGGAACCUGUUUUUGUUGGUCUCUCGUGUCCUUACGGACCUGUAUUCUGACGGACGCGGCAGAAGGCGCGCGUUCUCAGCCUGCCGGCAUUUCUGUGUCUGUGGUAUUAUUGUUGUCGCCGCUGACAGUAAAUCUCGCAGUUCUGUUAUUUCAUCAGAGCGAAGUGCGCCGCGCUCAUGGCCGGAGUUCCGCCCGACUCAUGGCAGCCGCCCACCGUCUCGCUGGAGAGCACGAUGGGCACGCUGGUGCUGGAGCUCUACUGGAAACACGCCCCCAGGACGUGUAAGAACUUUGCGGAACUCGCGCGCCGCGGCUACUACAACAACACCAAGUUCCACCGCAUCAUCAAGGACUUCAUGGUGCAGGGCGGCGACCCCACGGGGACAGGUCGCGGCGGCGCCUCCAUAUACGGCAAACAGUUUGAAGACGAGCUGCAUCCCGAGCUCAAGUUCACAGGAGCCGGCAUCCUGGCCAUGGCAAACGCGGGUCCCGACACCAACGGCAGCCAGUUCUUCCUGACGCUGGCGCCCACGCAGUGGCUCGACGGAAAGCACAGCAUCUUCGGCAGGGUGUGUCAGGGCAUGGGCGUCCUCAACCGCAUCGGCAUGGUGGAGACGAACGCGCAGGACCGGCCCGUGGAAGACAUCAAGAUCUUGCGCACCUCUCUGCCCAGCUGAGGGCCUCUGGCGCGUCUGGCCGCGUGCGUCUCUAAUAAAGGAACCUUCCA